UUACAUUUCGUCAAUUUAUUCUCGUUCUACGGCGACACUGACUGAGUGGAGUCACGCGAACCCUACCCACUCCGAUUCGCCAACUUCUCCAUCGGUCGCCGCCAACUUUACCAAUUCACCAACCCAGCAAGGACAGACAGCAGCAAUGGCGAUUCCACAGCCCCUCCUCCUCCUCUGCCUCCUCGUUUCCAUCGCUUUCCCCUCCCAUCCACGGGCCGUGGGAUCGGGGUUGGCGCCUGCGUCCUCCUCCCCGUUCGACGCCGCGCUGGCCACGCUCCAGACGCAGAUCGGUCACAGCUUCCGCGCGCCGGACCUGCUGCGCCGCGCCAUGACGCACGCCUCCUACUCCCGCGAGAACGGCCGCGCGCUCGCGGUCCUGGGCCUCGCCGCCGCCCAGUCUGCAGCAGCGAUCCGCUCCCUCUCCGCUGACCACGAUGCCACGGCCUCCGCCGUCGCGCGCCGCGCGCGCGAGGCGGCCUCGGAGGCCGCAUGCGCCGCCGCGGGCACCAGCGUCGGCAUCCCAGCCAUCGUGCGCGUCGCAGGCGGGGUCAACGCGUCCGCUGACCCCGUCAUCUGCGGCGCGUUCCGCGCUCUCAUCGGUGCGGUCGCCGUCGACGCCAAUAGCACCGACACCGCCGGGGAGGUGUUCUGGAGGUUGCACGUGCUCACUGCCGCAUCGGCCACCGCUGCUAUGUGAGGCUGGGAUGGACAUCAACUUCCAAAACACUUGUUUGCACUUCAUCAGUGUUCUAUUAGCUUAGUGACUCUGCCGCUGCGACUAGAUUAGUGACUCUGCUGCUGCUGCUGCUGCUGCUGCUCAUCAGUGUCCUAUUUGAUGUUGAGCUGCUACCACGCUCUACUGCUAGUGUACUACAUAUCCAUCCAGGAAUGUCCAAUUGGCUGCAAAUUUGGGUUCCUGACUGCAAUAAAAUGUGAUGGAUCAUGGAACAUGAAUUAUUUCUUCUUCUUC
Phragmites australis (common reed) is the source of this 970-nucleotide messenger RNA. RefSeq names its product protein NUCLEAR FUSION DEFECTIVE 2. The coding region runs from base 146 to 697 and encodes 183 amino acids. The transcript has a single exon. The record is from RefSeq and is a predicted model, not a curated record. Gene Ontology annotation, molecular function: ribonuclease III activity. NCBI's taxonomy places the organism in Eukaryota, Viridiplantae, Streptophyta, Magnoliopsida, Poales, Poaceae. Gene Ontology annotation, biological process: RNA processing.